GACGUGGCAUAAAGACGUCGGUAGGCAGUCAGUCACCGGUGAGCAUAAAUUCUUUACACAUUGACAACAGUGUAGAGGAAAGGGAAAUAAGCCAAUUGAAAAGACUGUAAUUUCUGUAAAGUGUACUGUUGUCCCCAAGAAAUGGCCUCGGCGAAUAACGGCUCGGUUGGUAAAUGGGAAGUAGUGAAGAAAACUAAGAAGCAGGGCAGUACGGGAGGCAAGAAUCAACCUGACAAGAAAACUGGAGGAAGAAAAGCACUUAGCGAAUCCAACCUACCCAGGGUUCUUGAUCCAUCUGCGCCAAUAAAGACCACGGAGACCAUCUACGAGGGCUUCGAGAAGAUCGGGAAGAAGCAGAACAAGGAGCAGGUUCCGCCGCCCCCUGAGCCCCAGCAGAAGAAGGUCAAGGAUGGCAAGCAGGCCAAGAAGUCCCCCACCAGCAGCCCCAAGCCCAGCCGCUACCGCACCCUGGAGGAGGCCGUCAGAGGGCUGAAUGUGUCGGAGCUGAAGCAGCAGCUGGAGAAGAGCCAGUCUCUGUUCCCAGAGAACCCCUCGGUGUGGGUGAAGGACCUGGCCGGCUAUCUCAACUUCAAGCUGCCUGCCCCAGACAAUGACCCCACUCUCAGCACAUAUGCACACGAUUACCCAUACUGCUUAGUAAGUAAAGAACUGCGCGCCAUCAUCAAGAAUCUGGUGAGCAAGACCGGCGACACUUUACAGGACUUCUUUGACCACUGCCUUCUCACCAUGCUGAGAGAGCAGGACAAGCAGCCAGGUGACUCUCUCCACGGCUACAGAAUUUGCAUUCAGGCCAUAUUGCAGGACAAGCCCAAAAUAGCCACCCUCAACCUGACUGAUCACCUGGAGCUGCUGCGCUCCCACCAGAACCGCCCAGUCAAGUGCCUGACCAUCAUGUGGGCCCUGGGCCAGGCCGGCUUCUACGACCUCAGCCACGGACUCCGAGUUUGGCUGGGCAUCAUGUUGCCAGUACUGGGCGUGAAGUCUCUGUCCUCAUACGCCAUCGCCUAUCUGGAGCGCCUCCUCAUGCUCCAUUCCAACCUCGUGAAAGGUUUCGGGAUCAUGGGGCCCAAAGAACUCUUCCCCCUGCUGGACUUUGCCUACAUGCCCAAAAAUGCGCUGUCAACCAGUCUUCAGGAGCAGCUGAGGCGGCUGUACCCACGGCUCAAGGUUCUGGCAUUCGGAGCGAAGCCCGAGUCUACGUUGCACACGUACUUCCCGUCUUUCCUGUCCAGAGCCACACCAAACUGCCCUGAGCCCAUGAAGAGAGAGCUGCUGAACAGUCUCACAGAGUGCCUGUCUGUGGACGCACACAGUUUGGGAGUCUGGAGGCAGCUGUACACCAAAUAUCUUUCACAGUCAAGCUUGCUUUUGAGUCACUUGCUGAAGUGCUGGAAGACACUGCCGCAAAAGUUACGGAAAAGUCUCCAGGAAACCAUCCAGUCCUUCCGAGUGACUAACGAACAGCUGGGUGAAUGUGACGACGUCCAGGAGUGCAACGUGAUGUGCAAUAGUAUCCAGAUGAAGAUGAGGGGGCAGGGCUUCCCCUGGUCACGGCUGCUGAUGGCGCUGCUAGUGUUCGCCGCGGGGUUCAUCGCACACGACGUCCGGUCGCAAGGCUCGUUCGCCGCCUCCAGCACAGCCCACUACCUGCAGAGCUCGGGCAUCACAGACACAUCCCUGCAGGCCUGGGCCAAAGUCACCACUUACAGCCAGCAAGGCUUUAGCUGGCUGGAGGAGAACACCCCAUAUUACUACUCCCUGGUGGUGGAGAAGGUGGGCCCGGUGAUGGAGGAGGGCUGGGACAAGACCAAGAUGGCCGCCGCCUUCCUCGCCACGCACACCUCCCAGCUUGUGGAGUGGAUUAAAGAAAACACGCCCCUGUUUAUUGAAUGGCUGAACACCAACACCCCUGAGAGUGUGCUGCAGAUUGUGGAGUAUGUGAAGGAGCUGCUGCUGUUCCUGCAGGAGAACUACGUGCUCCCAGCGCUGCACUACGUCCUGCAGGGGCUCCAGCACGCAUGGCAGACCUUCCAGCACUCCUGCAAUGGGGAGGUAUCGCUCUUAUGCAUCCAGAAUCAUAUGGUGUCUUUCACCAACUCCACCUGGCUUUACCUGCAGGACACGACGGCCUCCAUCAGAGACUGGGCCCAGGACUUACUGUCGAAAGCGUGAUGCCCGCAAACGCAUUACACAGUCACCAUUUCCUUUAAAAAAAAAACAACAUACAUAUACACACACCCCCUCCCCACAGAGACUACCUUUGCUUCUGUCGGCCCUUUCGAUCAGGGUGCACAGAAACACACACACACACACACACACACACACACACACACACAUAUGCACAGAGCUUAUAGUGGAGAAACAGAGUACUCUCCGUCAACCUCACAUCCCCCCCCCCCCCCCCCCCCGGAUUCUUUCUCCUUUUGGAUUCUUUUUCCUUUUCAACAAAAUUGCUUGAUUUCUUUCAGAUUGUUUUUCUACUGGCGGGAGAUAAGUCCCUUUUUUUUUGUCUUUUUAUAAGCGUUCUUCAGGUGUGUUAAACAGUAUUUAUUUCCAGGAAGUUUGCCAAAAGGGGAGCAGACAGCCCUCUUCCUGGACAAGUCGAGCUCUUAAAGAGCAAGGGACUCAUGAAGACUCACAGCAAUCACACAAAAACAAAAACAAAAACGUGAAUAAAUAUUGUAUGAUUUUAAUCUGAACGAGUUAAGUGGGAAAACUCUGAUUCUGCCAUAUUUGACUACACCUACAGUACGUAGUCAGUGACUGUGUGGAUGUUCUGUCUGUAGGUAUGAGUGUGCGUGGAUGUGUGUAUGUCUGCAGCGCUAGAGGACUGAACCAACUGUGUCACUUCCUCUGAAAGCUGUGCUCUCUUAAUUUCUGUUUGUGUGAAGCCUGCUGAAGGCCGUGACUGAACACUGGACUGAACAGUGGACUGCUGCUGCUCCCUGAUACAGAUAUUACUUGAAGGUUGAUGCCUUUUGGUAAAUGAACGAGUGAAUGAAUGAUUACCCACUCCCGUACACUUAUAGGAAACCCCAUCCCCCUCUAAAUGUCCCAUAUUAGCUUUUUUAUCUCCUUGUGGGAUAUCUGAAACUCUUAGAUGGCCUAACUGAAGAAUGCAGAAUGCUGUGAACGCAGGAAGGAAAAAAAUGUCUAAAUGAAUGACUUUGUUACUAUAAAAGUGAUUUAUGAAUAAAGAUUUAAGCCUG
Messenger RNA from Sardina pilchardus (European sardine), 3230 nucleotides. It is a transcript of the gene tmem214, whose product is annotated as transmembrane protein 214. The transcript has 16 exons. NCBI's taxonomy places the organism in Eukaryota, Metazoa, Chordata, Actinopteri, Clupeiformes, Clupeidae. The record is from RefSeq and is a predicted model, not a curated record. Bases 142 to 2193 code for a protein of 683 amino acids. Gene Ontology annotation, cellular component: endoplasmic reticulum; Golgi apparatus.